AUGGGACCACCUUCCAAGAAGCGGCGCUUGAGCCCACCGCAGUCCGACGAGAACGUCUCAGGCGCGAAGGUACAGAAUGCAUUCUUCAAGAAUGCUGCCAGCUGGAACCUAGAGCAGGACUACGAGUCACGCCCCAGGAAAGGAAAGAAGAAGGAGAAGGAGAGCAACAAGCUUCCCAUCAAGACGCCGGAUGGUCGCUUGGCACAGGUGCCUGUGAGCCAGGAAGCUGCUCCCAUUGAGAGUGACGAUGAGUGGUUGGAUGGGAACGAGAGCGAUGGCGCAGCCUCUGAGGCUGCCGACGAACCCCCUCCGGCCGAACCCACAAUGUCAGAGCGUGAACAGAUCAUCAAGGCGAAGGAAGAGCUGGCCAAGAUUGGUCUACACCUGAGCGAAAACCCAGAGGAAUAUCCCGGAGCUUUUAAACAGUUGGGGAAGAUUGGGGACUCAAGGAUUCCUGCGAUCCGCAAGCUCUGCAUAGUGACGCAGCUGGCAAUAUACAAAGACGUGAUCCCAGGCUACCGGAUACGACCGAGCACUGAGGAUCCCCCCGGGGCGAAGUUGUCCAAGGAAGUCAAGAGUCUGCGGUCAUACGAGCACGCCCUGGUGGCUGGUUACCAAGCGUACUUGAAAAAGUUGACCGAGUACGCAAAGCUGAAGGGUUCCGCGGACAACAACAGUCUGGCGAGGGUCGCCAUCACUUGCGCCUGCACAUUGGUCACAUCAGUACCUCAUUUCAACUUUCGAACAGAACUUUUGAAGAUCUUGGUCGGGAAACUGAGCGCUCGAAAAGUUGAUGAAUCCUUCACGAAGUGCCUAAAAGCCCUCGAGACCUUGUUCCAGGACGACGAAGAGGGAAGGCCCUCGAUGGAAGCGGUGUCUCUCCUGACAAAGAUGAUGAAGGCGCGAAAAUAUCUGGUUGACGAAAGUGUUCUCAAUCUGUUCCUUUCUCUGAGACUGCUCUCCGAGUUCUCUGGGAAAGCCUCGAAAGACGAGGUGGACACUGCAAAUGACGGCAAGAAAGCUAAGAGGAAAUGGGAGCAUCGUACAAAGCGCGAGCGGAAGGCCAUCAAGGAAGAGAAGGCUCUGUCGAAAGUGAUGGCGCAGGCAGAUGCUCUGGUGAGCCACGAGGAGCGAGAUCACAUGCAGUCAGAGACUUUGAAGCUUGUCUUUGCUACCUAUUUCCGGAUUCUAAAGCAGAGGCAGCCAAACCUCAUGGGAGCUGUGCUUGAGGGACUGGCGAAAUACUCUCACCUGAUCAACCAAGACUUCUUUGGCGAUUUGCUUGAGGCCAUGAAGGACCUCAUCCGGCACAGCGAGGAGGAUGCUGAGAAUGAUGAGGAGGAUGGAGAGGAAGAGAAGGAAGAUGUGCCCGUUCGGAAUACAAGCCGUGAGGCGCUGCUAUGUACAGUGACGGCUUUCACCCUCCUCGCCGGCCAGGAUGCACACAAUGCCCGCGCAGAUUUGCACUUGGACCUAUCCUACUUCUCGACGCACCUUUUCCAAGGCCUUUUCCCCUUGUCGAUGGACGCGGACCUGGAACUGGGAGCGAGGGCCUUACAUUUGCCGGAUCCCGACAGCCACCGGGUUCCCAAACUCAACAAGGUCAACCUGCAGACAACAACAGUCCUCCUGAUCAGGUGUCUGACGGCAAUCCUCCUGCCUCCGUGGAACAUCCGCUCGGUCCCUCCGCUACGCAUCGCAGCAUUCGCGAAGCAGCUGAUGACAAUUGCUCUGCAGAUGCCGGAGAAGUCGUGCCAGGCCGUACUCGCCUUGUUGAACGACGUGACAUACACACAUGGGAAGAAGAUUGGAGCAAUAUGGAACACAGAGGAGAGGAAAGGCGAUGGAACCUACAACCCCCUCAGUGAAUCUGUCGAGGGAAGCAACCCAUUUGCAGCUACGGUAUGGGAGGGGGAGUUGCUGAGGAGGCAUUACUGCCCCAAGGUCCGCGAGGGACAAAAGCUGCUGGAGAAGAGUCUGAGGACUCUGUGA
Molecule: messenger RNA, 1992 nt
Organism: Diaporthe citri
Lineage: Eukaryota; Fungi; Ascomycota; Sordariomycetes; Diaporthales; Diaporthaceae
Exons: 1
Coding region: 1-1992 (663 amino acids)
Biological process (GO): DNA replication initiation
Cellular component (GO): nucleolus
Molecular function (GO): chromatin binding
Source: RefSeq, a predicted model, not a curated record